Molecule: messenger RNA, 660 nt
Organism: Megachile rotundata (alfalfa leafcutting bee)
Lineage: Eukaryota; Metazoa; Arthropoda; Insecta; Hymenoptera; Megachilidae
Source: RefSeq, a predicted model, not a curated record
AUGGCUGAUUAUAUGCCUAUUGAAAUUGUUGUCAUGAUUUUAGUUUUGGCAGAAUGUCAGCAAAAUUAUAGGCAAUCUGCCCGAGUGGAUCAGAAAAGAUUUCCGGAUCGCCAGCACUCAAGUAGCGUCGUUAUUAUAAAUUUGUCGGUUACGGUGACAAGAACCCUUCGACGACAUUAUUUUCACCCGUAUCACAUUUCUUUACUUCAAGCAUUACGUGAUGCCGAUUAUAGUGUGUUAUUUUCGGUUGAAUCAACUUUCAAAAACACAGGACAAGUGAAUCGUCACAAUUUCCACGAUUGGCGUGAUGAAAACCCUCACUGACAUCGAGCAAUUGAACAACAGCGUCAAUUGUCUCUAAAUGUUUGGUGUGGCAUUAUUGGUAGCUAUUUAGUGGGUCUAUAUUUUUUUAAUGGUACACUAACUGGAGAACGAUCACAUUAUGAUCGUCGCGUUCGACAAAUUUUAAAUGAAAUGUUGCUUAGACGGUGGAUAGGUAGAGACAGUCCGAUACCUUUUCCACCAAGAUCGCCAGAUUUAACACCUUCCGAUUUUUACUUUUGGGGUUACAUAGAAGAUACAGUUUAUGUGGAACAGCCAACAACAACUGAAAAUAUGAAGGCUCGAAUAAUAGAAGGCAAAGUACUAGGGAAACUUUAG